CUCAGCCUAUAUAACCAGACUCGUCAUUCGUAGAACCACGUUCUACGCUCAAGCGAGUUGAUCGCUGGAUAUCAAUCGGUUACUGCUGUAGCACCGCAUCUGAGUUAUGUCGAUCACUGGACCACCGGUCACGGCAUCCUUACCGGAGGGAGGCCGAACGCUUGUUUAUUCUACCGUUGACGAACAUGAUAUCAAACUGGACUACUAUUUACCACCUACGGCCAACGGAAGCUUGCCGGCGUUCAUUUACUAUCAUGGCGGUGGAAUGACAUCGGGUUCGCGACGUGACAGAGCGUUUCCGCAGUGGUUAUACGAUCAUUGUCAACUACACGAGUACAUAUUCAUAUCGGCAGACUACAGGCUCUGCCAUCCAAGCACCGCUCUCGAUCAAAUCGACGAUGUGAAAUCUCUGUUCAACUUUCUUGCAGGAGGCUUCCAGAAGCAGCUUCCGGAGAAUGUGUCCCUCGAUACCACCCGCAUAGCUGUCUCGGGAUUUUCGGCGGGCGCGUAUCCCGCUCGUGCAGCAUGUGUGUACGCAAGUCCAAAACCAGCUGUCCUGAUGACCGUCUAUGGCACUGGCGGCAACCUUCUUCUCGACCAUUGGACGACUGGUCGACCGCCGACAUCUAUAGCCAAGUUUGUGGAUCUCGAUAGCGUUCCAAAACUACUUGCGGAUAAGACUAUUGUGAGUGACGACUUGCCAGCCAGUGGCUUUCUCUCCGAACGUUUCGCACUUACAGUGCGUUGGGAACUCGACGGCACCUUCCUAGACGGGUGCUUCGGAGAGCCCGGGCUUGGUAAGAUGUUGAACGAAGUUGCGUAUGCACAACGACCUGCAGCUAUACCCGAGGGUAUCAAGCCAGGAUUUCUGCAAUUAUUCAUAGCAGAAAAUUACCCCCCUUCUGUCUUCGUGCAUGGUACAGCAGACGAAGUAGUUCCUGCUGAAGAAAGCGUGGAGCACUAUGAGCAACUGAAGAAGUUGGGCAUCAAAACAGAGUUGUUGCUUGUAGAAGAUGGCGGACAUGGUCUCGUCGACUUUGGUUCCGGAUUCCCACCGAAGCCGGCGAAGAGAUCCAUGGAGGCAUACGGAAGGGCUCUAGAUUUUAUUGCAGAAGCCUUCAAUGCAUCUAAAUAGCCCAGCGCCGACAUGUAUAGACUAAAUAUACUGUAAGUAACCGAUCCCGAAUGCUAUUGACUAGCUAGUUCUACGAAGAAUGAUGUAUCAUGCUUCGAGCCGCCACGAAGACGCUCGUAGAUGUGGACUGCUGGAGCUUUGCAAUGCCCUUGUAACUCACUGCCAUAUUGCUUGGAGCUGGUAAGACGGGGGAGUACAUAUGGAAAGCUCGCGCAUGACACUGCUGAAUUUGGACUUUGCGCCGAUCAGCAUAUCCGUGCCUUGAACUUCAUCAACACGUUGUUGGGUCUUGUUGAGGAUAUUUUGAACUUAGUUCCUAAUCUAUAGUUAGUACGCCCGGUUCUAUGUUCUCUACAAGGCCGCGGCCAAGCUUGUAGGUGAUUAUUUGAAGAUUUAC
Messenger RNA from Aspergillus ruber CBS 135680, 1532 nucleotides. RefSeq names its product alpha/beta hydrolase. The transcript has 2 exons. The record is from RefSeq and is a predicted model, not a curated record. NCBI's taxonomy places the organism in Eukaryota, Fungi, Ascomycota, Eurotiomycetes, Eurotiales, Aspergillaceae. Gene Ontology annotation, biological process: proteolysis. The coding region runs from base 107 to 1135 and encodes 342 amino acids. Gene Ontology annotation, molecular function: serine-type peptidase activity.